Messenger RNA from Pseudozyma flocculosa PF-1, 2790 nucleotides. RefSeq lists its product as uncharacterized. The record is from RefSeq and is a predicted model, not a curated record. The transcript has 2 exons. Lineage: Eukaryota; Fungi; Basidiomycota; Ustilaginomycetes; Ustilaginales; Ustilaginaceae. Bases 1 to 2790 code for a protein of 929 amino acids.
AUGCACGGGUACAUCUCGACCUACUGGCUGUACAAGCGCGACACAGACCGCUGUGCGAGCUGGCUCGCCACCACGGCACUCUCGCUCGGCUUCCCGCGCAAACGCUUCGCAGCAGCCAAAGACGACCUCCGCAAGAACAUGCAUAUGGCCCACCCCACCGCUGGCGGCGGGUGCUCCAGGACGACGACGGCCACAGGCCAGCAGUACCGGUACAUCCUUCGCAUCCCGCAGUUUGUCGAGCUCGCCCAGUUCAUCGCCAACAAAAGCCACUCGGUCCCCCAGAACAAGCUGGCCCUCGUCCGUCGCUGCAUCUCUCGCCGUCUCGCUUGCCUCAAAUUCUUUGAGAAGCACGGCCAGCUCGCGGUCGAUAACCACGUCUACUUUGUCGAGGUCCUUAUCGAGGUCGUCAAGAUCCUCGAGCCUUGCGCUGCCCAGCAGCAGCAGCAGCAGCAGCAGCAGCAGCAGCAGCAGCAGUCGAGCGACAUCUGCGGCGACGACGGCGUCUCGGUUCAGCAUCACGCCUGGAAGAAGACCAAGUCCAAGAGGCGCGGAAAAAAGGGAGGCAAGGGCAAGAAGGCAGCGCACGGCGGACAUCGUUCAGCAGCCGCUUUCAGCACCGGCACCACGACCGAGAACCCCUUCGGCCAUCUCGAGCUUUUCAUCAUCGACGACGACGAGGAUGACGCCGACGAUACUGCCUCGAAUGACGAGGACCUGCAUUACCAAGUCGAGGACAGCAUCGACGAGGCGCUGUGUGCCUUCAUGGCGCUCUACACCGACCUCAACGAGAUCCGCGGUUUCCUCGAGAGCCUCUGGACCGACUGCCGCCAGCGCAAGACGGACCUCGUGACGGCCUCGCUCACCACCAACACGGCCUUCCAGCUCGUGGAAAAGGCGCACGCCGACAUCAUGUCGCGCUACAGCUCGCUCUUCGACGCCCCCGAGGACGUCCUGUUCCCGCUCGUCGACUACGCUUUCCAGCUGAGAACGGGCAAGCACCUCUUCAGCAGCACGGACAGCAAGGCGAAUAGGCGCCUCGACGGUCCGCCUGUCGCCGACGACAGCGUUUGGGGGGACGCCGAGUGGCAGGCCCACGACUUUGUCCACGAUCACUUCUUCGUAGAGCCCUUCCUGGCGCUCAGCAACUGCCUCAAGCGCUACCGAGUCGAUGGAAGCAUGCCCAACAAAGUCUCUGGCGAGAUCCGACCGCUGCUCAGCAGUCCCGUGUAUGCCACGCUCCGACACAGGGAACGCACGCGUCUCGACUGGUUCCUGACCAUCGACGCCUUCAUCAACCUUCGAGCCUUUGACUUUGGCGCAUGGAAGGUUGCUGACGGUCCCAAGAGGUCAAUGGACAUCAGUGCCAACAGUCCCGACGCCCUCACUCGCGAAAUGAGCCGCUGCCUGCGCGGCAACGUCGGACCGACGAUCCUCCUCGCCUUCCAGAUGCGGGUCUACAUCGACAUCAACCGCGUUCUCCAGCUGGACAACCAUCGAGGCCGACUGGAAGCGCAAGCCCACAUGGUGCGCAUCAAGCAGCACCUCGACGAGGCGGCCAGCAACGACCGACAGCCCAACCUCUGUUCCGGCCACAAGGACGACCCCAGGGAGACGUUCAACAACGUCCGCUACCUCCUCGAGGAGCUCCAGUGCCGCGCUCUGGGCGUCGCUACAGAGGAUCGUGGCCGUGAGGAGACCUGGGUCCCCGAGGCCGAGAUCCCCUCGCUCGGCUACCACCCGGCCCUGUGUUGCCUGCAGACCUUCCGUGCGCUGUUCCUUCACCGCAAUGCCGGUGGUGACGCGGCUAGCUGCGGCGGGCUCGUCCUCGCUGGCCUGCACCUCUACAACGCCUGCAACAUCUUGCUCGGCAAAGAGCCGACCGAGGAUGCGCUCGUCUGGCCCGACAUUGACCUCGUUCUCGAGCUGCAUGGGCCCGAGAAGCUGUUCAGCAGCGACGUUCCGACCGGCCUGACGGAAGCGUGCAAGGCCGCAAUGGGGACCUACGGCUACCUCGAGCAGACGGUGCUCGACGUCCUGCACGGCGGCCCCCUUCGACUGGAGCGCGCUCACAAGAUGGCUGGAAAGCAUGACACCGUCCCGCGACUUGAUCGGCUGUCGAACGACUCGGCCUUCCUUUCCAUCUUCACCGACAUGACCUGCACCUGCGCGAACCACAGGAUAGCGCUCCUGCAGGCCAAGAUCAACGAGGGAUCGGUUCAGGGCCUGCUCGCAGACCUCAAUGCCAAGCAGAUGCGCCAGGCACGCAAGGACGCUGCCGCCGGCAAGCCGACCUCGAAAGCGCACGCGGGGCGCGGGUCCAGGUCGAGACGGGCUCUGUCGUUGGUCGAGCUCCUCUCGGUCCUCGCUUCGGGGUUGUCGGCGGACGCGCAAGACUUGUGCUUCGACUACAUGGCCCUGCACACGCGCUGCACCCGCAUCUUCGAGGCGGUCUACAAGGCGCUCGAAGAAGGUCGGGCCGUCCUCGGCGGCGACGACGACUUUCCAAAGGCAUGGCGCCCGAUGCAGGCCGUGAUCAAGACGCUGGUCGACAUCCACUUCUGGCAGGACCGGGCGCUCCUCCUCCGCGUCGCCGGGACCAUGCGCGACGCGCUCGACGAGGUCGGGGCCGACGUCGAGUGCCAAAGGCUAAAGGCCAUGUUGCCGCCGCACGCCGUCGAUGGUUCAGCGACGCGUUUGGCCGCGAACGGCCCCGCCUUGGCCUCGGGUGACGACGAGAUGAUCGCAGAGAGCCGCACCGCCGAGUCGGACGAUCUCGGCCCUGAUCGCUGA